UGUCCAGCUCUAAGCAAGCCAGCACAGCUCAAGCGAUCGUACUACUAAUUGAGCUCACUAGCCCUAGCACUAGAACUAAGCUUGAUGGAGCAGGUGACGAGGCUAGCGGGGCAGCGGGCGGUGGUGAUCUUCGGCAUGAGCUCCUGCUGCAUGUGCCACACCGUGACGAGCCUUCUCCGGGAUCUCGGGGUGAACCCGAUGGUGGUGGAACUUGACGAGGACCCUAGGGGGAAGGAGAUGGAGAAGGCGCUGGUGCGGCUCCUCGGCCGGAACCCUGCUGUGCCGGCGGUGUUCAUCGGCGGCAGGCUCGUCGGAUGCACCGACAAGGUCAUGUCCCUUCAUCUCGGCGGCAAGCUUGUCCCACUGCUUCGUAAUGCAGGUGCUGUAUGGGUGUAGUGCAUGGGAGGGUUUUGUUGUAUAUAUUCGGCCUGAUGUAUUAGGCAUUUAGGCGCCAGAGAAUAAUGUAAUACACGUAUGUGUACGUGCUCUGUUAUCCUUUCCUGUAUUAGGUGAUGAUGGGGACUAUGGAAACCAUGCAGGUCUUUUUUACUGUACACAUGGGAGUACCUGUUCCUGUCAAAGUGUUAAGCACCAUAAUUAUUAGUGGUGUACUAAAAAAACAUUAUUAUUAUUGUUGUGUUAAUUAA
Messenger RNA from Aegilops tauschii subsp. strangulata, 647 nucleotides. RefSeq names its product glutaredoxin-C1. NCBI's taxonomy places the organism in Eukaryota, Viridiplantae, Streptophyta, Magnoliopsida, Poales, Poaceae. The record is from RefSeq and is a predicted model, not a curated record.